CUCACAGGUAAAUCCCACGAUGGUAUUAUAUUUGCAUUGGUUUUAACUAUGGGAAAUUUUGGAUUGACGAUUUCUGAUUCCUCAUUCUGGCAGAAAAGUUUUUCAGCAAGACCAGAAGCUACAUUUCCUGGAUACUUAACAGCCUCUAUUGCAAUUUUAUCUAAUGCAUGGAGCAUUGGAGCUAUUCUCGGAUCAGCUACUUUGUUUUUGGAAAACGAUCCUUCUUUCCCUACUUACCCUAGAAAGAUGACCGAAUACGAAAUAGCAAGUGGAUUCCCUUUACCAUACAUUGUAAAGGCUACUCUAGGUAAACAUGCAGUUGGUGGUCUCUUGUUGAUCAUUUAUUUGUCCGUAACUUCAACAGUUAGUGCUCAAAUGAUUUCCGUCAGUAGCAUCAUUUCUUAUGAUAUCUACAAAAAAUAUGUCAAGCCUAAGGCUAAUAACAAACAGGUGAUUAGGAUUUCCCAUCUCUCAGUUGUCGCUUUUGGAUUCUUUGCUGCUGGGUUCUCAAUAAUGCUUCACUAUGUUGGGAUUACUAUGACUUUUAUGGGUUACUUUAUCAGUAACGUUAUAUGUGUUGCUGUUUUCCCUCUUGCUCUUAGUAUUCUUUGGGAUAGACAAACACGUCUUGCAGCUACAGUCUCCCCGAUAAUUGGAAUGAUUGCUGCUUUUAUUGUAUGGGUUCUUGUUUCAAGAAAGUUUGCCGGAGGCGAGUUGAAUGCUACAACAUUGAGUGCCCAAGUUCCAUGUUUAUACUCUGGGCUCACUGCUCUUUUCCUCCCAGGUUUGUUAUCGGUCAUAAUUAGUCUUGUUUAUAAACCUUACAAGUAUGACUGGAACAAAUUCAAAGAAGCUCAAUUGGUUAUUGCAAGUGAAGAAGCUAGAACAAGCCAAGAUGAUUCUACUUCGAAUGAGUCUAUAAAUCAAAAGUAUGAUGAAAAGAAUAAUAAUUAUUCAGUGAAUGAAUCCCCCCAAAAAGAAGCAGAACUUGAAUCCCUAGGACUGGCUGAGAAAACGGAUAAGCUUCUCAAGAAGUAUACUAGGCUUGCUGCUAUUGCUUUUGUGGUGACGCUAUUAGUUACGUGGGUUAUCUGGCCAUUUGCUAUGUACCGUGACUGGAUCAUGACUGAAGCUUACUAUAAAGGAUAUAUAGUAGUUGGUCUCAUCUGGCUUUACGCAACCCUAAUCGUCAUUGGUUUAUUCCCUAUAUGGGAGGGUAGACAUGCAAUAAAAAUCAUUGUCAAAGGACUUUAUAGAGACUAUAUCAAAAGAGAGAAGCCUCAGAAUUAAUGGCUUCCUCUUGAACUCUUAUAUUUAUUCUGUUUCCUACUACUUGUGUAUUUUUCAAUCUAUG
Hyphopichia burtonii NRRL Y-1933 is the source of this 1354-nucleotide messenger RNA. RefSeq lists its product as uncharacterized. Gene Ontology annotation, cellular component: plasma membrane. Lineage: Eukaryota; Fungi; Ascomycota; Pichiomycetes; Serinales; Debaryomycetaceae. Gene Ontology annotation, biological process: urea transmembrane transport. Gene Ontology annotation, molecular function: urea transmembrane transporter activity. The transcript has a single exon. The record is from RefSeq and is a predicted model, not a curated record. Bases 49 to 1290 code for a protein of 413 amino acids.